CAGGAGCUUCUUCCUGUGGCUCACAUGUACACAGCCCCAAACAAGAUGAUGGACUCAUCUAAGCGUAGUGAUUCCACAAACAGUGGCCUUCAAGACUCGAACUCAAAAACCGACGACGAGGAAAAAGACGAGCUGUGUCCCGGUUUUAGAAACGCGGAUGCUUUUGUUAAAUAUGGAUUGGGUGCCGUGUUAUCCGCCACCAAAGCAUCCGCCGGCUUGCCUCAAGCUGGAGAUGAGUAUGACUUCUACCGCAGCUUCCCGGGAUUCCGGGAGUUCUGUGAAAGCCAAGGGGACAAGCUCUUGCACUGCAUGGGUCAGACAAUGCAGCACCACGGCUGCAGAUCUCUCCUGAGCGACCGGAACAAGCUGACGGGCCUGGAGGAGAGGUUGGACUUGGUUGUGGACUCGAACGACGUCAUCCUCGAACGAGUGGGGAUUCUUCUUGAUGAAGCUGAUGGGGUGAACAGGACCCAGCAGCCUGUCCUGCCUGCCGGGUUUCAGCCUCCCAAGAUUGUAGUUUCCAGCUGGAAUCGCAUGGGUUCAAGUCGUUCCGAGACGUUCCGACUGCUCCACGCCAAGAAUGUUGCGAGGCCUCAGCUGAAAUUCAAGGAAAAAGUUGACAACAGCAACACGCCAUUUAUUCCCAAGAUCUUCAUCAAGCCCAAUGCAAUAAAGCCUCUUCCUUCUUAUUUCACCAACAAACAAAUCCGUAAACAGAGACCCGAGGACCUUGAUGUCCCAGCUGCACUGGCCGACUUCAUCCACCAACAGAGAACUCAGGAACAUGUUGAAGACAUGUUUGCACACCCAUACCAAUAUGAACUGGAUCGUUUUACAGUCCCAGAAGGCCUUCUGUCUAAGGCAGAACCGCAGAUGUUCAAGCCAAUGGCUGAGACCAAGUGCUCCUUCGUUGACACACUGGAGGAUCUGGUGGUUCUGAAUGAGAAGCUCUGCAAAGUGUCUGAAUUUGCAGUGGACCUUGAGCACCACUCCUACAGGAGUUUCCUCGGCCUCACCUGUCUGAUGCAGAUCUCCACCAGAGAGGAGGACUUCAUCAUCGACACCAUUGAGCUCCGCAGCGAGUUGUACGUCCUCAACGAGGCGUUUACUCACCCGGCAAUUGUCAAGAUAUUCCACGGCGCCGACUCUGACAUGGAGUGGCUCCAGAGGGACUUGGGCUUGUAUGUCGUCAACCUUUUCGACACGCAUCAGGCCAGCCGAGCUCUGAACCUGGCCAGACAUUCCCUCGACCAUCUGCUCAAACACUUCUGCAACGCGGAAUCGGACAAACGCUACCAGCUGGCUGACUGGAGGAUUCGGUAUGAAGAAGACGGGGCCACUCUUCCCUCCGUACAGAAAUAUAUAAAGCCUAUAUACACAGAGGAGUCCUAUUUGGAGCUGCAGAGGAAGCAGAAGCGGUCCUUCAACACCCAGCAGCUCACUGCCUUCAGACUGCUGUUUGCCUGGAGGGACAAGCUGGCCAGGCAGGAAGAUGAAAGCACCGGAUUCACCCUGCCCACUCAUAUGAUGAUCAAGAUCUCUGAGGAGCUGCCCAGGGAGCCUCAGGGCAUCAUUGCCUGCUGUAACCCUAUACCCCCGCUGGUGAGGCAGCAUGUCAAUGAGCUCCAUUUGUUAGUGCAGCAAGCCAGAGAAAUGCCUCUCCUUAAGGCUGAGCUUGGAGCUCAAAAGUCGAAAGGACUCGCACCCUUGAAAAAGCCAGAGGUCACGUUGUUUGGUCCUCAUGAUACAUCCAAGGUCUCUGAGAGCGACCUUCACCACUGUUCUCCUCAUGAAAUGCCCGUCAAACAAGGGAUGCUCUUCUCAGAGGAUGAGGACAGAAUGGAUGUUGGUGAAGAGGCAACAAGUGGUCUCGUGGCGACGGCGACAAUCACACAGUUUGAGGAGCUGGAAACACAGAAUGACCAAGAGUCCCCUUCUGUGGCUCAAAUGAAAGCCAGACGCAUCAUUGAGUCUUUUGAAAACCCUUUCAGAAUGUACUUGCCCUCCACUGAUGUGCACAUCAGCAAGAAUGCCAAGUUUGACCCAUCUUCGAAAAUAUUUGAGAUUAGUAAAAGAUGGAAACUGCAGAGUAUUGAACGUCAACAGAAGGAUUUGGAGGCCAAGAGAGAGGCCAAGACGAAAGCCAAGGAAGAAGCAAAGGAACGUAUAAAGAAAGUGAAAGAAGAAAGAAACGAGGCUAAGCAGAGCUACCAGGAGUCUCUCCAGGACGUCGCCACUGUUCGCCAGCAAGCAGUGGAUUCUGCAAAAGACGGCGGAAAGAAAAGAGAGCGGGUUGCCAGUGAGAUUGGAGAGUCAACUCCCAAACCGAGUAAGAAGCUGAUGAAAUCUGAAGAGAAGCCCAAGAAGAAGGACCCGCCUCUCCAAGACGACUUCAAUCCCUUUGACUACAGUCAGUCAAAACUCAAAGUCUUUGCUGGCAACAAACCAAAGGACAACACGCAGUUCGAUCCAAAUCGGCAAGCUCACGAUUUCAAGAAAAAGAAAAAUCCCAAAGGACAAAAAUCCAGUUGUGGAGCUGGAAACCGAAGUAUGUCAUACAUGGCUGGAAAAUCCGAGAGAGGAUUCUGGCAAAACUGGCCCAAAAGAUAAAUUCACGUUCAGGCUAUUUUUUGUCUCAUUUUAAAAAAAAAAAAAAGUGUUUUUUCCAUCCUGCAGAAACAAUGUUCCCAUUUUUGUUCCUUCUUGUGAGUGAAAUUCAGUAUUUCAAUAUUUAAUGGAUUUCAAAGUCUAUUUUCUUCCUUUUGUGGAACAGUUUACCCUGUAAAUAUGUGGAAGCACAGACCUCUUUAUAAAGAUGAUUUUAGACAAAAA
Anarrhichthys ocellatus (wolf-eel) is the source of this 2832-nucleotide messenger RNA. It is a transcript of the gene exosc10, whose product is annotated as exosome component 10. Lineage: Eukaryota; Metazoa; Chordata; Actinopteri; Perciformes; Anarhichadidae. The transcript has 24 exons. Gene Ontology annotation, molecular function: nucleotide binding; 3'-5'-RNA exonuclease activity; single-stranded RNA binding. Gene Ontology annotation, biological process: poly(A)-dependent snoRNA 3'-end processing; histone mRNA catabolic process; nuclear polyadenylation-dependent CUT catabolic process. Gene Ontology annotation, cellular component: nucleolus; nuclear exosome (RNase complex). The coding region runs from base 25 to 2610 and encodes 861 amino acids. The record is from RefSeq and is a predicted model, not a curated record.